Molecule: messenger RNA, 1846 nt
Organism: Cuscuta campestris
Lineage: Eukaryota; Viridiplantae; Streptophyta; Magnoliopsida; Solanales; Convolvulaceae
Source: the annotation of a GenBank genome assembly
GAAGAAAGUUUUAGGACGGAGGUAGUAUUUCUUUCUAUCGACGGUUUCUCCCAUCUUCCGUUAACUUCAUCCCUAGCGCCGUCUCCAACAUCUCCGUUUCUUUUCUGCAUCGACUCCACUAGCAUCUUCAUCAGAAGCCGCCGGCUGCCAGCGGCGUUCUCUAUUUCUCUUCUCAUCCCAGGUUUUUCUUCUCAUCCCAAGCUGCCAGCGGAAUCAGGAUCUCAACCCAGGAACUUAAUAAACAUUCUUGCGGAAGUUUCACAAACAGGGAAGCCAAGGCACAUUCCCUAUAGAGGUUCCUCGUUGACAUUUUAAUUACAAGGAUAAAAUGUAAAUUAUUAAUAUCCAAGAGUCAAUACAAUGUACAUCCACAAAGUAAACAUACAAUGCAUCGGGGCAUACCCCUAUAAAAUCAAAGCAAAGUGGCACGCACGCCCAAACAACAAAACAUGAGUAAACAAGCACAAGGGAAAAAAUGUACAUCACAUAGAAACAUGAUCAUCACCAACACCAAGGCUCGUCCUCGUAAAAUGCAUCAACAUCGUCAAUAGGUCAUCAAAAGGAAGCAUAAUCCUCAUCAAAACUCCGAAAGUGAGACCACCGGAGGGCUUUAUGAAUCAUCAAGACACCAACCAAAAGGGGUCAUUUGCGUCAUUGUUGCCACUACAACGACAAGUCCUCAACAUGUGUAGGCUCAUCAAGUUCACCCUCAAGGAAUAGAUGUCAUGACCCAAGUCCACAAGUUCAACAUUCGCCACCUUGCCAGAGUAAACUCAGCCAUACCUGAACAGAGACGGCAACGGCAAUUGGCCCAUGUAAACUCAAGUAGACCAGGCCUGAUGUCACAAAGCACGAGAAAAGCACCCAAUCUGGCAUCCUAAAUCACACAAGGGGUUAUGGGUUCCCAAGAAGUCUCAGCUAUCACACACUAGGGGGGGUCCAACGUACCCUUCCCUUGACAGUGUUGAACACUGGAGCGUCAGGCUCACAAUGGCUUUCCAACAAAAUGUUCGGAAUGCAGCGAGAAAUGCAGAUGGUAGGCCCACCCAUAGGUGUUCAACGAUGCAAAACUGGGGGAGGAAGAAGCACGGUUAGUUCAAGCCUAAGGAAAAGUCCUCAAUCACACCCAAACCGUCCACACAACAGUCAAGUUCUGCCCACUUUUUCAAACAAUGUUUCGGGUCAUACGAGGCUGAACUAAUGUCUACUUUAUCGAAAAUGGAAGUCUCUAUUAUGCGUUAUUAUAUCAUCCAUGCCUUACAAACUGGGAAGAAGGAGAAAGCGAUUGAAUUUUUCGAUAGCCAUGGUAGCGAGUUACUGCAAAAACACCAAGAUUGGGCAUUGUGGUUUGGUUGGUUCUAUUUGACAUUUUAAUUACAGGAAUCACUAGGAGGGGAAUGCAAAACUGGCAAUGGCCUGUGCCAUUUCUCGGGCGCAAAGCUGUAAGAAUGAGACUUUUAGGACCCUGAGAUUUGCUCAGCGCGCGAAGGCAAUUAACAAUAAGGUAGUUGUCAAUGAAGAAAUGCAGGAAGAUGUCAAUUUCUUGAGAGAUGUUAUACGGCAACUUAAGAUGAUGUUAUUAGCAGCAGUGGAACAAGGAACGGAUCCCAAGAUUCAAUGUCUGAUGAAGAGGCACCGUUGAUUCCAACAGCUAGAAUCUCUCAUUUUGGACGAAGCCAACUUGAAGGCGGCAGCAGCCACUCUGCAUGACCUGUUUAACACACUGAUAGCUUUGUUUUGUUCGAUAGUAGAAAAAGCUAAGAAGCUGAGUGAAGAAAUUUCAAUGUUUUUAUUGCAAUGCCCAGUAACUGCCCACUUCAUAUUGUGCGUUAUUGUACUGUAAACU